Messenger RNA from Elaeis guineensis (African oil palm), 1926 nucleotides. RefSeq names its product non-specific phospholipase C2. Gene Ontology annotation, biological process: phospholipid catabolic process. Lineage: Eukaryota; Viridiplantae; Streptophyta; Magnoliopsida; Arecales; Arecaceae. Gene Ontology annotation, molecular function: hydrolase activity, acting on ester bonds. The record is from RefSeq and is a predicted model, not a curated record.
AAAAGCCGGCGUCAGGGGUAUCUCCUCGGUAGCCUCCACACGGCUGGUGGCAUCCUCUCUCUCUCUCUCUCUAGCAGCAAAUCCAUAAGAAACAAGAGAAUGGAGAUAACGAAGCGAAGGAAGUCGCAUUGCCCCCUCCCAUGGCUCUCUUUCCUCCUCCUCCUCUCGGGCGGAGCGCCACCGGUCUCGGCCGCCGGUCCAAUAAAGACGGUGGUGGUCCUCGUAAUGGAGAAUCGGUCCUUCGACCACAUGCUGGGGUGGAUGAAGCGGCUCAACCCGGAGAUCAACGGAGUAACCGGUUCUGAAUGGAACCCGGUCUCCACCUCCGACCCGGCCUCCCCCCGGGUCUACUUCGGCGACGGCGCCCACUUCGUGGACCCGGACCCGGGCCACUCGUUCCAGGCUAUCCGGGAGCAGAUCUUCGGGUCCAACGACACGUCGGCGGCGCCGCCGCCGAUGAACGGGUUCGUGCAGCAGGCCCGGUCCAUGUCGGCCAACAUGACGGAGAGCGUGAUGAACGGGUUCGUGCCGGAGUUGGUGCCGGUUUACAAGGCAUUGGUGGAGGAAUUCGCCCUGUUCGACCGGUGGUUCGCGUCGGUCCCGGCCUCGACCCAGCCGAACCGGCUCUACGUCCACUCCGCCACCUCCCACGGCGCCACCAGCAACAUCGCCAGCAUGCUAGCGAAGGGGUACCCACAGAGGACAAUAUUCGAGAAUAUUUAUGAUGCAGGACUGUCUUUUGGCAUCUACUACCAGAGCAUACCUACCACCCUCUUCUACCGUAACCUUCGGAAGCUCAAGUACCUCACCAAGUUCCACUCCUAUGACAAGUUCAAGGAUCAAGCCAGCAAAGGCUCUCUCCCCAAUUAUGUGGUCAUCGAACAGCAGUACUUGGAUUCCAAGUCCGAGCCUGCCAAUGAUGAUCACCCAUCUCAUGAUGUCUACCAGGGCCAGAUGUUUGUCAAGGAGGUGUACGAAACCCUUCGCUCCAGUCCUCAGUGGAACCAAACUCUCUUAAUCAUCACCUAUGAUGAGCAUGGUGGCUUCUUUGAUCAUGUCCCAACACCUGUCGGUGGUGUCCCCAGCCCUGAUGAUGUUGUCGGCCCCGACCCCUUCGACUUCACGUUUGACCGCUUGGGAGUUAGGGUGCCAACCAUUUUGGUCUCUCCUUGGAUUGAGAAGGGCACUGUCAUUCAUGGUCCCAAUGGUGUACCAUCUCCAACUUCAGAGUAUGAGCAUUCAUCCAUACCUGCAACUGUAAAGAAAAUUUUUGAUCUCCCCUCUCCAUACCUGACUAAGAGGGAUGCAUGGGCUGGCACCUUUGAAGGCAUCGUGCUAAGUAGGACAGGACCCAGAACUGACUGCCCAGAGCAACUUCCAACUCCAGUGAAGAUCAGGAAUAGUGAAGCUAAUGAGGAUGCCAAGUUGAGUGAGUUUCAACAGGAACUUACGCAACUCGCAUCGGUGCUGAAUGGCGAUCAUCUCAUUACCAGUUUUGAACAGAAAAUAUUGAAGCCAAUGAAUGUUAGGGAAGGGAUAGCCUACACGGAGAAUGCAGUCAAGCGUUUCUUUGAAGCUGGAAUGUCCGCAAAGAAAAUGGGUGUUGACGAAGAACAAAUCGUGAAGAUGAGACCAUCACUCACCACCAGGUUCUCAUCAUCAGCUGCCCAACCUUAGCAACUUUUAAGCAGUAUAAAAUGGUGCAACUCUGCUCUGAAUGUAGUGGCACAAAUAUGCCAGCACAGGCAAAGAGAAUGGUGCUCAUAUAAAAGGAAAUCUAGUAAGGAAAUGCUUAUCCCUGGUCACUAUUUGUAUAUGUUGUAUCUUGAGGAAAACAGCUGAUCAGGGAAUAAAGUAUUGCAAACAUUUGAUUAAUAUAAUAUCUCAAUCUGUUGCUCUAUGAUAUCAGAUAUUUGAUUUGUAGCU